Molecule: messenger RNA, 2944 nt
Organism: Aptenodytes forsteri (emperor penguin)
Lineage: Eukaryota; Metazoa; Chordata; Aves; Sphenisciformes; Spheniscidae
Gene: ZNF143
Product: zinc finger protein 143
Exons: 17
Coding region: 51-2039 (662 amino acids)
Biological process (GO): central nervous system development; regulation of transcription by RNA polymerase II
Cellular component (GO): nucleus
Molecular function (GO): RNA polymerase II cis-regulatory region sequence-specific DNA binding; DNA-binding transcription factor activity, RNA polymerase II-specific
Source: RefSeq, a predicted model, not a curated record
GUCUUCCCAAAUAUCAUCAUUAACGUGCCUUUGAAAAUUGCAACUUGCGUAUGAUCUGUGAAGAUUUGCAAGAGUUCACAAAGUCAAGUCUCAAGUUUUCACUUCAGUGGACAAUGUUAUUAGCUCAGAUAAAUCGAGACUCUCAGGGAAUGACUGAAUUUUCUGGAGGCGGAAUGGAGGCCCAGCAUGUGACACUUUGUCUAACAGAAGCAGUAGCUGUGCAAGGUGAACCUUCAGAUGGUGACAACUUGGAAAACAUGGAAGGUGUAAGUUUGCAAGCAGUUACCCUUGCUGAUGGCUCCACUGCUUACAUACAGCACAAUUCUAAAGAUGGUAAAUUAAUGGAUGGCCAAGUGAUUCAAUUAGAAGAUGGUUCUGCUGCGUAUGUUCAACAUGUACCCAUGCCCAAAAGCAGGGACAGCUUGCGUCUGGAAGAUGGACAAGCAGUUCAGCUGGAGGAUGGAACUACGGCAUUUAUUCAUCACACCUCGAAAGACAGUUAUGACCAGAGUGCAUUACAAGCAGUCCAGCUGGAGGAUGGAACUACUGCCUACAUUCACCACACGGUGCAAAUGCCACAGUCAGAUACCAUUUUAGCCAUUCAAGCUGAUGGCACAGUGGCAGGUCUUCAUACAGGAGAUGCAGCCAUUGACCCAGAUACCAUCAGUGCUUUGGAGCAAUAUGCAGCCAAGGUGUCUAUUGAUGGAAAUGACAAUGUUAGUGGCACAGGAAUGAUAGGUGAAAAUGAACAAGAUAAAAAAAUGCAGAUUGUCUUGCAAGGACAUGGAACAAGAGUGACUGCAAAAUCUCAGCAGAGUGGAGAGAAGGCCUUUCGCUGUGAUUACGAUGGCUGUGGAAAACUGUACACAACAGCUCACCAUCUUAAGGUGCAUGAAAGGUCACACACAGGAGACAGACCAUAUCAGUGUGAACAUCCUGGAUGUGGCAAAGCCUUUGCAACAGGGUAUGGGUUAAAAAGUCAUGUCCGAACACACACUGGUGAAAAGCCUUAUCGGUGCACAGAAGAAAAUUGCACCAAAUCAUUUAAGACUUCAGGAGACCUGCAGAAACAUAUCCGAACCCACACAGGUGAAAGGCCCUUUAAGUGUCCAUUUGAAGGAUGUGGCAGGUCAUUCACAACAUCUAACAUUAGAAAGGUUCACAUCAGGACACAUACAGGCGAAAGGCCUUAUUACUGUACAGAGCCAGGAUGUGGGAGAGCUUUUGCCAGUGCAACUAAUUAUAAGAAUCAUGUGAGAAUACACACAGGGGAGAAGCCCUAUGUCUGUACAGUUCCUGGUUGUGAUAAACGUUUUACAGAGUAUUCCAGUUUGUAUAAACAUCAUGUUGUACAUACUCAUUCCAAACCAUAUAACUGUAAUCACUGUGGGAAAACAUACAAGCAGAUUUCUACACUUGCUAUGCACAAGCGGACAGCACACAAUGACACAGAGCCCAUUGAAGAAGAACAAGAGGCUUUUUUUGAGCCACCUCCAGGUCAAGGUGAAGAUGUUCUCAAAGGCUCCCAGAUAACCUAUGUGACAGGUGUAGAGGGAGAAGAUGUAAUUUCUGCACAGGUUGCUACAGUUACUCAGUCAGGAUUAGGUCAACAAGUAGCACUAAUAUCCCAGGACGGAACCCAACAUGUCAACAUAUCCCAGGCAGAUAUGCAGGCCAUUGGCAAUACUAUCACUAUGGUAACACAAGAUGGCACCACCAUCACAGUCCCUGCCCAUGAUGCCGUCAUCUCUUCUGCAGGAACACAUUCUGUAGCGAUGGUUACUGCAGAAGGCACCGAAGGACAGCAGGUUGCUAUUGUGGCUCAAGACUUAGCAGCAUUUCAUAGUGCAUCAUCAGAAAUGGGACAUCAGCAACAUGGGCACCACUUAGUGACAACAGAAACUAGACCUGUUACAUUGUUGGCUACAUCCAAUGGAACACAAAUUGCAGUACAGCUUGGAGAACAACAGUCUCUGGAAGAAGCCAUUAGAAUAGCCUCCAGAAUACAACAGGGUGAAACACCAGGGAUUGAUGAUUAACUUCUAAAACUGCUACAGAACAAUAGAGUGAAAGUUCUGAGUGCCUGCUACUACCAUUCAGUACCUAGGAUAUGCUGAUAAUUAGUGCUUUUGAAAAUCAGGACACAAGUUACUAGAAAAAAGGGAUUAUUAAUAAUGAUGUAAGUACAAUGCUCCUCUCCACCUAUCAUUCUGUAAGGGAAAAAAAUCCGUUGUAGAUAUGUCUAACACAUACAGUAAAACAGAACUUUAAAUUUUUUUAUAUGAAAAAGUGUCUUUACUCUUGUCUUGUUAAGUAAGCUUGUUAAGCAAGUUAAAAUUUUUUGGCUUCAUGUAAGAUUCAGUGCUUACUUUAGAUGACUGUCAAGAGCACUUCUGAAACUGAAGCCUCACCUUUUACCUUCUCAAGGGAAGGAUUAAACAUCUUCUGGAUGAAGCGUUAAUCAAGUAAUCAUUUUAUAAGUAUUGUGAGGUACACAUUUUACAUAAAAAGUUAAGUCCGUAACUAUGUACCUUGCGGUAUUUGACCUCAAAAAGGCCAAGUUUGAAUAGAAUGAAGCUAAUUUAUUGUGAAUUACUGUAUCAGUGUGGGUUGCAGCCUUUUAUGUUUUUCAUACAGACGGCCAACUGAAAAGUGCAGUGAAAGAAUACACUACUGUGGGAUAGGUGUGGACGAAGCAAAGACUGUUCUCUGGAUCCAUUACAAAGUAAAACUUGGAAACAUUGAGGUUGUCUGUAACUUUUGUAUAGGAUUGAGGCUGCUUGCUCACUUAGGUGCCAGUUUUCCUGAAGUAGUGUAAUUCUUGAUAUCCCAUGGAGAUAAAUGUACUAUGCAAGGAGGAUUAACUGCCUGUCAACUAGAUCAGUUUCUUAGUAUUUAUCACCUUUUAGAAAUUAAAGAUGUAUCAUUUGACAUAACCGUUCAA